CUGUACCCCGCGGACUCAGAAGCCAGCGGCACCCGGGCACCACCGCACAGCCGAUCCGGUGGCCAAGCUGGAGUUGCCUCCUCCGUGGAUGUUGGAUACCAAGAAGCCCCCCAGAAAGAAAUGGUGGACGCCGCCCUUCGACCCGCGCUUCCCCAACCAGAACCAGACCCGUAACUGCUACCAGAACUUCCUGGACUACCAGCGCUGCGUCAAGACCAUGAGCCGCCGCGGGAAGAACAGCGAGCCCUGCGAGUACUAUUUCCGCGUGUACAACUCGCUGUGCCCCACCAGCUGGGUCCAGAACUGGAACGAGCAGAUUAAGGAUGGGACUUUCGCUGGCAAAAUCUGACUGCCCGAGCGCGGCUUCCUCCGAAGACGCAGUGACCCUGCAUUUUCUUGUCUCGCGGAGCCCGUGCCUCGGUUAUCCACCCCCACGUCCCAGUCUUGAAGCCACGAAUAAUGUUAUGUUGUUGCUGAUGUUUCUUCUUAAUGCCCAGCCAGCGAUGCGUUUUGGUGGUGGUGGGGGAUCCUCCCUGUGGCUGUGUCUGGGAUGACACUGCUUUUUCUGUUAAGGGGCGGCAGGAGGACUGCUGCUCCAUCAGGUAGAGACGGCAGUCAGGUCCCUAAGGUAGGAAGCCGAUGACCUCCCAUCCCCCCUCUGUAGAUGCCUCGUGUUGACAGCUACCUACCAGCCCAGGGUCUCCAGUUCUCAACAGUGUUCCACUCAGAUGGUUCCAAGUUUCUCCUGCCUGUCAGUGCCCACGCCCCACACCUACCUCUCACCCGAGCCUUUCCCCCACUCCCCUCAUGCCUGGACCAUCUCCCCAGGCUCCUUCCCCAUCCCAACCUUGAUCCAUCCCAUCUCAGGUCCUGAGGGCUCUUCUUUGAACUACCUAGCACUGACUCCAUCCCUCCCUCUCUACUCUCCAUCAUGACUGCACUCCCCACCUGGCUCGUUUUCCCUCCUAGAACAUUGAGGUCCCCAUCAUGUCAGCCGGCUUAUUGCCAACAGGGUCCCCUGGUGUCCACCCUUUCGACACCCACACCCACAGCCAGCAGCAGCAGCCUGCUCAGUUCUCCAAUGCACUGGGCUAGCUCCACACCCCCACCCUGCAGAAGCCGCUGUCAGUCGCCCACCACACACAUCACUGCAGGUUCUUCCGUGACCCCCGCUAGCCUGCUGGCACCUAGGGAAUCAGAGCCCCCUUGGAAUCAUUCUUCACUCCUCCCCUAUCCCAUCAGUAACACGGAACCGCAUUCUGGUUCCAGGUGCCCUUUGAAGUGUUGCCUCUCCCCAGGCCAAGGAGUGACCCUUACCGGGGCCCUAAGGUUCUAGCCUGGUUCUACAUAGGGAGCCGUGAGACCAGUCAGCUUGGGGUGCUGGUUUUCCCAGCUGGUGCUCCCUGAGCUGUCAGCCUCCCAGAGGGGUUCUUAGGAUGGGGAAGCCCCAACCUCCACCUGAAGUGUCCCUAUGAGGCCAUGUUCAACCCAGAUGGAACAACUAAUCAUGACAACUUGGAGGGUGACUCUAGACAAGCUUCUUGACCUAUGUGAACCCAGGUUCCCCAAGGCAAACCAAGAUGGCUCAGGGACCCAUUACCAGGAGAGGCGGGGCUGGGUGAGCUCAGAGGACUCCAUCUUGCUUUCUGCCCCAUCAUGACCUAUCACCUGCCCUCCACACUGCCCAGGGCACACCCUAGACGAGCCAUCCCUCAGGAUGAUACCAACUCUGAGAUCUUGGCCUCCUGGCUCUGUCUCUGACCACAACCUGAGAAUGGGGUGGGGGCACAGGGUGUGGACUCAGCUCCCGGAAGGCUUCCUGUACAUGCAACAUCCCCAGAGCCUUGGACGCCUGCACAGAAGCAGCACAGCUGCAGGAACAAACGCUGGCAGAACCACAGGGCCAGGACCCCUCUCUGAGUCACAGAAUGGAGCUAACCUGGUGAGGUCACCCAGGUAACGUCCUGGGCACAGGGCCCCACGCCCAUGCAAGCCCCAACAGCCUCCUGACCUCCCCAGAACCCAGUGUCUAAAACCCAUUUUUGCCCUGUUGGGCAGCCUUCCUCCUUCCUCCUUCCUGAUCCUCCCCCGCAUCCUCAGUUCACUGCUUCCAGACCUCACCUCAGCACAUUCUCACACUUCCCACCUCCUCUGCAGCCGCCACUGCCCCACUGAUGCCUGAGCCAUGGGCAGGGCCAGAUCUGGACUCCAGCCUGAUGGAUCAUCCCUUGUGCCAACUCCAAACGCCUCCUCCAGGUGCUUCGACUGGCUUUCCCUGGUGUCCAGUAGCCGCCUCCUGAGACCCCCCAAUGCCAGCCUUCCAGUCUCAGCAGCCUCCCAGCUCAGAGAAAACCAAGGCCACUCCACUUAUUCCCGUCCCCGCCCCAGAAUAACUGCAUCCUUGUUUGCUCAACCUCCUCCUCCUCCUCCUGCUUCCCUCUCCUGUCCUCUUCUUUCACCUCCUCCUCUUCCAGCCCCGUCUCUCCAAUCCUUCCAUCGUCCACUUUCCCCUCCCUCUGCGGUUCUUCCUCAGAACCUGCUCCGUCCUCCCAGCCUCCAGAUCAUGGACCUGAAGGCCGCCUGCUCUGCCUCCCCUGCUCACUGUCCCUUGGCUCCUAGGGGCUGCAGCUUCACCACCUCUCUGGGUUUCCCUCUUUCCCAUCCCGAAGGUGUCAGAGCGGAACAGUUCUGAGAAGGAGUUCAGUCUAGGACCUGAAGCUUAUUAACCAUGUGGCCUGAGACAAGUUCCCUGGCCCCUCCACACUGUGGUCUUUUCAUCUGAAAUCUGGUAACAGUGACAUAAUCAUGACACCUCUGCUUCCUAGGGUUGUGGGGAGGAUGGCAAUAUGAAAACCUAGAAAGCAGAACGGGGUCGGGCCGGGCGCGGUGGCUCACGCCUGUAA
Messenger RNA from Saimiri boliviensis boliviensis (Bolivian squirrel monkey), 2903 nucleotides. It is a transcript of the gene COX6B2, whose product is annotated as cytochrome c oxidase subunit 6B2. Gene Ontology annotation, cellular component: mitochondrion; respiratory chain complex IV. Lineage: Eukaryota; Metazoa; Chordata; Mammalia; Primates; Cebidae. The record is from RefSeq and is a predicted model, not a curated record.